Molecule: messenger RNA, 2126 nt
Organism: Pseudogymnoascus verrucosus
Lineage: Eukaryota; Fungi; Ascomycota; Leotiomycetes; Thelebolales; Thelebolaceae
Gene: FMO1
Product: monooxygenase
Exons: 3
Coding region: 203-1936 (577 amino acids)
Source: RefSeq, a predicted model, not a curated record
UGAGACACUGUGCACCCCCAGCGGGGCAAUCCUUCGUAAGCUGGCGAGCAGUCGCUCAGUUCGAAUAUCUCCGGCUCGAUCAGUCCCAUUUGCGAUCCAGCUACGAAAGAUUGAUGAAAUCGCAACGAGAUCCGCAGCAAACAAGUCAUUCGCAGCGAAAACAAGCAAGUCACUCAGCACCCAGUAAGCCGAAAAAAUCAACAUGGGCAGUACCAGCACCGCGGAAGAAUAUGACCUCGUAGUCAUCGGGGCGGGAUUAUUCGGCCUCGCAAUGGCCAAGACCUAUCUACAAGUCAAUCCUUCCACGCGACUACUUGUUCUUGACAGCGGCAAGAGCCUUGGCGGUACGUGGUGCGCCGAGCGCAUAUACGAUGAUCUCUAUACCAAUAACCUUGUGGGCACACUCGAGUUCGGGGAUUUUCCUAUGGACUUUGAGACAUUUGGUGUGCCGCCCGACGCUCACGUUCCAGGAUUGGUGAUGCAUAGGUACUUUACAGCGUAUGCGCAGCACUUUGGUGUUUAUGAGAGAAUCAAACUCCGUUCUACGGUGACAUCUGCUGAGCUUCUGCAAGGAGGCGAGUGGCAUAUCAAGUACGAUGUUGCGCAUGGUGCCGACGGAGAGGGGACAGAGCAACACGAGCUCAUUGCGAAGAGGAUGGUUCUGGCAACUGGCGCUACCUCAACGCCAAAUAUUCCAAAUAUAAAGGGAAGUGAUGAAUUUGGAGGCCAUGCUUUCCAUUUUAAAGAUCUGAGUAAGCAUGCGAACGAUUUGAGUGAAGCAGACAAUGUUGUCGUCUUCGGCGGCUCAAAAUCUGCUGUCGAUGCAGUCUACCACAAUGCCUCAAAGGGUAGACACGUCGACUGGGUAAUUAGAGACUCCGGUCGCGGCCCAGCUUGGCUGCUCCACUCUUACGUCUCUCCCUUAAAACUACAAUUUGAAAAACUCGCCACAACACGGUUCAUGACAUUUCUCAGUCCAUGCAUAUAUGACGACGGUUACCCCAUGAUCCGUCGACUACUCCACGACACCAGGAUUGGAAGAGCACUCCUACGUUUCAUCUUCGGAAAAAUAGACCACGGUUCCGUCGAGGAGACGAAAUACAAUGACCACCCCGAAACCAAAAAGCUGAUCCCCCAUGGCAGCGUCGUAUGGAUAGGCACCAACGUUGGCAUCCUCAACCACCCCACCGAUUUCUUCUCUCUCAUCCACAAAGACCUCGUCCACGUCCAUAUCUCCGACAUAACCUCCCUUUCCAAAUCCAGCGUCCACCUCUCCAACAACACCACCCUCCCCGCCGAUGCUCUCAUAUACGGCACGGGCUGGUCCCACGCCCCCUCCUUCCCCAUCCUCCCCGCCUCUUUAGCCCCCAAACUCGCCGUCGGGCCCGCCCCUCCCACCGACCCCACCAUCGCCGCCGCAGACGCCGAAAUCAUGCGCCGCUUCCCCGAACUCAAGGACCAGCCCCCCCAUGGCACCAGCAUAGACCGCGAGCGUGCCAACGAGCCUGCUUACCGCGCCUACCGCCAUGCCAUACCUCCUGCUUUCCUGUCGUCGCGGAACCUCGCAUACUGCGGGCUUGCAGCUAUCGGUCUGCGAGGCUUCUGGAUUGCAGAGAUGCACGCACUAUGGAUCACGGCAUUUUUCGCGGACAAGUUAAGUGUGAAAUUGCCCGGUGAGGAAGAGGCAGCGAGGCAGGCGCUGCUGGAGAGUCGGUUCUUUAGGUAUAGGGCGUCGAAUGGGUUGGGCGCUAAGUCGGCGGAUAUGGUGUUUGAGAUUGUGCCGUUUAUUGAUACGCUGUGUCGGGAUUUGGGGAUCGAGACGAAGAGAAAGGGGGGAUGGAGGGAGAUCUUUGAGUACUAUGGGGUGCAUGACUAUAGUGGUGUUGUGGGGGAGUGGAUGAAGAAGGAAAAUCUGAGUGGGGUUGGGGAGCUGUGAGGGGUGAUUCGUAUAAGAAAGGCAUCCGUAGCUGGAAAGGGAAAAGAUGGUUCUUCAUCAAGCCCAACUUAUUGAUUUAUUGCUCAGUUCAUUUUACUCGACAGUACAACGUCGAUAUGAUAGCUGCAAUUAAUGUUACUAAAAAAAUCCCCUUUCCUUCAUUGUUAAAUAACUAGUCUGCUAAAAUGAC